Molecule: messenger RNA, 5101 nt
Organism: Sebastes umbrosus (honeycomb rockfish)
Lineage: Eukaryota; Metazoa; Chordata; Actinopteri; Perciformes; Sebastidae
Product: sine oculis-binding protein homolog
Exons: 7
Coding region: 235-2790 (851 amino acids)
Biological process (GO): animal organ development
Cellular component (GO): nucleus
Source: RefSeq, a predicted model, not a curated record
AAGAGAGAGAGCGGAUUGUUCUGCUGCGGAGCCUCCAGCCCGGAGCGAGACGCAUGUUCAGUUCAGCGGACUCGACUGGUGCGAAGCUCCAGAUGAGGGAUUCAGACGUCCGAGGGAAUGACAGCCGCUGUCACCGGGAGUGACAGCUUUCACUCUGAGCUACUCCACUAAAAAAACCUCCUCCAGCUUGACACCCAACACUGAUCCGGAUCGGAUCCAGCCAAGACCAGGACUAUGCCAGAGAUGGAGAAAGGGAGACCACCGGAAAAUAAACGCAGCAGGAAACCUGCGCACCCAGUAAAGAGGGAGAUCAACCAGGAGAUGAAGACGUUUGCAGAAAGCACCAUGAACGAGCUGCUGGGGUGGUACGGCUACGACAAGGUUGACCUCAGAGACUCGGAGGCCAACGAGAUCAGGAACUACAGAGAGAGGCGUCAGCAUGUGUCUGUGCUAAAAGAGAAUUCAUUGCCAAAACUCAAGAGCCUGGACACCAAAGUCGGCCAGUCGGUCCUCGCCAUGAAGAGCGGAGAGAGAGAGUCCUCCAGUGUCCCCUCCUCUUCACCCUCCUCUUCCUCAACCUGUUCGUCCCUGACCACCUCCAAGGAGCACAAGAGUGCCCCCGUCAUUGUACCCCUUAUAAAGCCAUCAGCAGUGGAAGAUGUGCAGAAUGUGCAGAUAGUGUGCGUUUGGUGCCAGAAGGAAGGGGUGAAACGCUACUCUCUAUGUAUGGGCUCGGAGCUCAAGAGCUUCUGCAGUGAGAAGUGUUUCGCCGCCUGCAGACGAGCCUACUUCAAACGCAAUAAGGCCAGAGAUGAAGACCUCCAUGGUGAGAGAUCCCCUCAGCACCCCCAUACGGAGGACUCGCCCAGACUGGUGUUAAAGAUAAACAGCAACGUCAGAUCUCUCUCCCCUGUGCCACAGGUGUGCGACUGGUGCAAGCAUGUCCGUCACACUAAAGAAUACCUGGACUUCGGCUCUGGCGAGGAGCGACUCCAGUUCUGCAGCACCAAGUGUCUGAAUCAGUACAAGAUGGACGUUUUCUACCGAGAGGCCCGCGCGGCUCUCACCAGCUCCAGCCCGAGCAGAACCAGCCAGGAGGGGAGGGCGGACGCCAUCGUGGCCGGGCAAAAGCUACUCACUCCUGAGUCUUGGAGCGGCAGUAGCGGCGCCGGAGAAGCCCGUCAUAGAAACCUUUCCCCCAGAGGACCUACGCCAAUCCACGGAUCGGCAGAAUCCACCUCCAUGUCCCCCUCAGAGGCAUCCUCUUCUAAUUCCAAGAUCCCCGUCUCUGGGCUGAGGACAAUGGAGAGACCCAUCCAGCCUCCUCCCCCUGCUGUGGAGGUAUCACCCCACCCUGCUCCCCUUCAUCCUCAACAUCACCCUCGCCCCCAUUUGGAACAUCAGCACAUACCUCAAAUGCACAUGCCCUUUAUCAGACCUCCUCUUCAUGCUCAGGGCUUAAAAAGCCCCCACGCCAACCCUCCUAGACACCCGGGCCCCCCUUCAAGCCCUAUCCACAGACCGCCUCACUCUCCUCACCUGCAGCACCCGACCUCUUCCAUGAACCCCCCUGGGAUGAUGCAUCCCUUCCCGGGAGCCUACUUCCCUGGCUUGCACUCCCCUCCUCUGAACAUGAUGCAAAGAGGUCCUGUCCCAAUGCACCACAUGAUGAACUAUGGUAUUCCUUCCUUUAGCCCUCUUCUGCCCCACCCUACUAUCUUGGUGCCUUAUCCCAUCAUUGUUCCCCUACCGGUUCCCAUACCCAUUCCUAUCCCCAUUCCAAUCCCUGCUAAGGCACCCGUAGAAACUCCAAGUCACAGUGGUGUUAUCCAGCCGGUGCCAGAUGGGGUAGACCGGGGUAGGUCCAGGGCUACUAAGCCGCCAUCUCCAGGGAUCUCUGAUGGGGACUGCAGAUUGGGAGCUAACAAAUUGGUUGGAUCUCAAGGUCUCCCUUCACCAAACACAGAUUGGGUUAAAUCGGAGAGGCCAUUCCCGUCCCCAACAUCCACACCCCACAGUGGAGCGUCCUCUCCCAGAACGCAGUACAACGAAUCCCCCCGCCCAGCCUCAGGGUCAGAGGGGCUGAUAGACUAUAAGCCGCAGCAACAGCAGCAGCAGUCAGAGCGACAAGUCAUCCAAAGGGUUCUUCAAAGGACCCAAGUGAAGCCCAGUGCCAAUGGAGUGGUGGACCUAUCAGGGCUGGGAGAGUCAGGAACUGGGCAGGGUACCAGAUCAGGGCUCCACAACAUCAUCAGACCCACCCCUCCUCUACCACAGUCCCCUUCACAUGACACUGUCUACCACCUCCAGGACUCCCACACUCCUCCGCCUUCACACAGCCCCGCAGGGAGCAGCCAUCCGUACGACGCCACAUCCUCCGCCCCGAGUCCAAACGAGAUGUCCUCCUCGUCCACACCCGCCAGUCCGGACUCCCCCCUAUCCCAGAGAGUACAAGCGCCGCCCCCCGACCCGGCGCUCAGCGAGCUGGAGGCCAUCAAAGAGAACAAGUGCUCUGUCGUUGGCCCGGCACUGGUCGAGGGCCCAGUCAGUCAGUCAGAAGAGCCCUUAGCGGUAAUCGGGGAGGUGGGAGAGGACCCCCAUGUUCCUGAUGAGGACCAUGCCUAUGCUCUGCCCACAGCGCCAAAGACAGGUGGGACCACCGCCCCGCUGCUCUUGCCCAAACUCAGGGACAAGGGUAGCCUGCGGAGCCCUGCUAACAUGCCCAGUACUGGAGACAUGGAGCCACCGCUGAAGAGGCGAUGCCUACGAAUCCGUGAUCAGAAUAAGUAGAGGAUGGAGACUCCCUGUUUAACACUGUAUGGCGGUGCCAGAUUCAGUGCCACGCCCUCUUGUGGACGACGCCAGCGCUAACACCCUCCAGCCUGUCCCUCAGCCCACCAGAGUGUUGCUCUGCCUGUAGACCAGCAGGGUGCCAACCCGGGAAGACGUCCAGAUGGCCAUAUUAUCACAAGUCAACGUCGGGGGGGAGAACACAACACAAUCACACAUUUUGUCUUGGACCAAAGAGUAUUGCUGGUGUUAUGUUGUGUUCAGGGAGCGUUUGAUACGGAGCAUCUCAGAUCUUCCCCCCCCUUGUCUGCCCUAAAGUGUCUCUGUGUGUGUGUUUGUGUGGCUGCCCAGAUGCGCCUCCUCCUCCUCCUCCUCCUCCUCCUCUUCCUCCUCCUCCUCGCUCCACACAGCAGACAGGGCUCUGAUCAGCCUUGUGUGGUCUUCUCAGAUGGAGCCUGAACAUGAUCUCUUUCCAGGGGAAACGGUUUGUUUUCCCUGCCCGGCUCGCACAAAGAGCCACAUUGUUCCUCUCCCCAUAUCCCACGCUGACUCCCCACUCCAGGUUUUGGGUUACCUGGCCGACGGGGGCUCAGACUUCAGGAGCUUUUUUUUUUUUUUUUAUAUAUUUUUUUGACCGACAGCCAGGAAUAUAGUAUGCCCUUCUCCCCUCCGCCUCGCCGCCCAAUCUAAAUACGGUACACGGUAACACACUCGUUCUGAGGCUCGAUUUCCUCACAACUGAUUGCUUGUGAUUCCCCACUCUGCUCACAUCCUUCAAAGGGAGGAGAGGAGAUUAAGACUUUAUCAUCGGGCAGUUUAUACACUGUGUGGAGAGACGACUCUCCACAAUCUCUGAGGAGAAAGGAUGCUCCCUCAGCCUCCUCUAAAACAAAGUAAUAAAACUACAUAUGAGUGGACACCUACUGAUAUACAGUAGCUGAGAUGGUCUGUGAACACUUAAGAUGACGCUGGCCCCUCACCUUUCACCCGAUCUGCCAAUUCGAAUCACUUUUAGCACCAAGUGCCAUGCUUGUUUGCUUUAGCGCCCUCAACAUUCAUGGCACAUGACAGUUUUGUUUUUUGUUUUUUAUGUCACUGGCUCUGAUCAGAAGAUUCUAAAAAAAAUCAGGCUGGUAAUAUUACCAAAUGUGGUAUUAUACUCAACCAUCAAAUGCUGUAGUGUGCAGCGAUCAGUAUUACAGUUCCCUCUAUAGGGGAUACCUGAUGAGAUUUGAUCCACAUAGAUCACUUUGUCAACACUUGUCCCAUUGUAAAAGUUCAGUUUUUCUUGUUACACAGAUACUAUUUGAUGUUAUAUUAACUUAUGGAUGAUGCAUCUGUAGAUUUUCACAAAAAAAUAUGCUUUAUUUCAUUUGUUUUUUCUUUGAUGAUUGUAUUUUGUGAGUGCCGAAGCUCUUAUUAAAUCCCCCCCUCGUCUUUAUGUUUGUAUACUGUAUCCCCACUAGAGAGCAGUGUUUGACUGUGUAACUUUGCACCUGCCCUUAGUUGACAAGAAAGCACCAGGAGGCCCAUAGGCAGCCUGCUGAGACCCAUAUGAGUACACAGAACAUAACACCGCACUCAGUGCCAGCUGACUGAUAUCCGAUGCCAAGUGGAUAGCUUUUUCUCCACAUCUCGCUGCCAUUAUUUUCUCUUUACGUCCUAAUUAUUGUUCACCAUUACAGCAGUGUCAAGAAGACCCAGGGUCUUCUUGAUGAAGAGUUCAACAGUCCCCUGGGAUGAGUAGUCAUCAUGGCUUACUCCUAGAAUAACUCCAAAUGUGACCCACCCCUGCCAUCAUUCCAAAACUACAUGAGUUUGUAUGUGUGUGUGUGUGUGUCCCCACUCAUUCCAGUCUACAUCUUCACCACAGGUCAUGCCAUUACGUUAGAGUCAUCCUCAGCUGGCCAGGGGGACUUUGGUCAGUGAUGACAUCACUCCACGCAAAUAGCCGUGGUGUCAACAAGUGGUCCUCUGCUCUGACGCCAGAGGCCAAAAAAAGACGUUGUUUUAAAGAGACUGCCAUUAUUGGUUUUUAUUGCACAUUUUAUUAAUCAUUGCCAUUUACUGACCUGAUACAGUAUAUGUGUGUUAAUCCAAUGUUUGGACAAAAAAAAAAAAAAAUACUUGUGUGUCAGAAAUGUUGUUGCCUGAAAUUCAUUGGUACUUUCUGACCUCCCCAGUCACAACAUUUAGCCCAUUUUGUCUGAAUAGAUUAUUCACAGAUUGUUUGUAUUUGAAUAUAGAUUCAGUAACCGAGAGCUUUGGCGGAGACUUCUUUGUAAAGUAAAAUAAAUAAAAGUUAUUCUAA